CCUCCGCUACUCCAGCCGUCGCCUCCGCUGCCGCCACCGCCACUGUCGCGGCUUGUGAUUCCUAAAAUGGCUCUGCUGGAUCUGGACAAGUAUGUGGAGAUAGUGCAGCUGUGCAAGUACCUUCCCGAGAACGACCUGAAGCGGCUGUGUGACUAUGUCUGUGAUCUUCUCUUGGAAGAGUCAAAUGUUCAGCCAGUAUCAACACCAGUAACAGUGUGUGGGGACAUACAUGGACAGUUUUAUGGUCUUUGUGAAUUAUUCAGAACUGGAGGUCAGGUUCCUGACACAAACUACAUAUUUAUGGGUGAUUUUGUAGACAGAGGUUACUAUAGUGUGGAGACCUUCACUUACCUUCUUGCACUAAAGGCUAAAUGGCCCGAUCAUAUUACACUUUUAAGAGGAAAUCAUGAGAGUAGACAGAUAACACAGGUGUAUGGAUUUUAUGAUGAGUGCCAAACCAAAUAUGGAAAUGCUAAUGCCUGGAGAUAUUGUACCAAAAUUUUUGAUAUGCUCACAGUAGCAGCUUUAAUAGAUGAGCAGAUUUUGUGUGUUCAUGGCGGCUUAUCUCCUGAUAUCAAAACACUGGAUCAAAUUCGAACCAUUGAGCGGAAUCAGGAAAUUCCUCACAAAGGAGCUUUCUGUGACCUGGUGUGGUCAAAUCCUGAAUAUGUAGAUACUUAGGCAAUCAGUCCCCGAGGAGCAGCUUGGCUCUUUGGAGCAAAAGUCACAAAUGAGUUUGUUCAUAUCAACAAUCUAAAACUCAUCUGCAGAUCACAUCAGCUUGUGCACGAAGGCUAUAAGUUUAUGUUUGACGAGAAGCUGGUCACAGUGUGGUCUGCUCCUAACUACUACUACCGCUGUGGAAAUAUUGCUUCCAUCAUGGUCUUCAAAGAUGUCAACACAAGAGAACCAAAGCUAUUUCAGGAAGUUCCAGAUUCAGAACGUAUUAUCCCUCCCAGAACAACGAUGCCGUAUUUCCUUUGA
Nannospalax galili (Upper Galilee mountains blind mole rat) is the source of this 984-nucleotide messenger RNA. Its product is annotated as serine/threonine-protein phosphatase 6 catalytic subunit-like. Gene Ontology annotation, molecular function: protein serine/threonine phosphatase activity. The record is from RefSeq and is a predicted model, not a curated record. Gene Ontology annotation, cellular component: cytoplasm. The transcript has 2 exons. Lineage: Eukaryota; Metazoa; Chordata; Mammalia; Rodentia; Spalacidae. Gene Ontology annotation, biological process: peptidyl-serine dephosphorylation; G1/S transition of mitotic cell cycle.